UCUGGGGACUUGAGACUGUUAUUAUCUACGGCUCUACAAGAAGUGUUCAUAUGCUAUACCUUGAACACAUCUUAAAGCAACAACAAAUUAAUCUUGUGAAGUGUGAUGACCCUUAAAAAAAUUAAGAGAUGAGUCGGUGAAAUUUUGAAAACAAUUGUGUGUGUUGGGGUUGAAGGCGGGCGCAUGGAUGGGUGAUGUGAGCGCAGGAAACGAAAUGUCAUUCUUGUAAUAUUUUCGCACCAUUCUCAGCGUUAUAUGACCCGGAAUUAUUUAUGUGAUACUGUAAAGGUGGGGGAUACUGUUGGCCAUUAUUUCUGUGAUAAUAUUUAAACAUUUGGGUAAAUGUGAACGAGUAAAAACUGUGAUUGAACAGAGUGAACACAACAACUCCAGCCAGCCAGCCACCAUAGCCGCAGGGAGAGACGGACGGAAUCUACCUACCUACCUGCCCUCUGGAACAAACCACUAAAAAUUAGCCGCAAAAACUAUCAGGGGGCGAGACUGUGGCUCAGGACUUACACCACCGACUAACAUACAUACGAGUCUCAAAAAUCUCUCGUAAACGGCGAGACAUAAACAAAAAAGAAACCACCAUGGUAGCUCCUUGACCCACCUCCCUCCCCUCACCUACCAGCACCCCCAAACCUAUCGUAUUCUAAAAGUUAUGGGCGGGAGUGUGGGUAAGGGGGGUUCAGGAAAGGGAGGGUCGCUGCUGGACGCUCUACCCUCCCUGAACGCGCCCUUGCAUGUGGUGAUGUUAGGGCUGGACUCUGCAGGGAAGACUACCGCCCUCUACCGUCUUAAGUUUGACCAGUACCUCAACACCGUUCCCACUAUUGGUUUUAACUGUGAGAAAAUUAAAGGAACUUCCGGCAGAUGUAAAGGCACAAGUUUUCUGGUAUGGGACGUCGGUGGUCAGGAGAAGCUUCGUCCGCUCUGGCGAUCUUACACACGUUGUACAGACGGCAUCGUGUUCGUGGUCGAUUCUACGGACACCGAGCGUAUGGACGAGGCCAAGAUGGAGCUCCUACGGACGGUACGGACGCCAGAGAACCACCACGUACCUAUCCUCGUCCUAGCCAACAAGCAGGAUCUUCCGGGAGCCAAGGACGCUGCCCAGGUAGAGAAGAGUCUUGGUUUACGAGAGUUAGGACCAGCACAGUUGUUCCACGUGCAGCCGUCGUGUGCCAUCAUAGGGGACGGGCUGGAGGAAGGGCUGGAGUGCCUCUAUGAUAUGAUCUGUAAGAAGAAGAAGAUCAACAGAAGUAGUCACAAGACCAGCAAGAAGAGGUGAUUGUGAGCCCCAUACCUUAACCUAAGAUGUAGUUUUAAAUAAAUAUUAUCACUUAAA
Homarus americanus (American lobster) is the source of this 1351-nucleotide messenger RNA. RefSeq names its product ADP-ribosylation factor-like protein 4C. The record is from RefSeq and is a predicted model, not a curated record. Gene Ontology annotation, cellular component: cytoplasm. The transcript has 3 exons. NCBI's taxonomy places the organism in Eukaryota, Metazoa, Arthropoda, Malacostraca, Decapoda, Nephropidae. Gene Ontology annotation, biological process: intracellular protein transport; vesicle-mediated transport. The coding region runs from base 665 to 1294 and encodes 209 amino acids. Gene Ontology annotation, molecular function: GTPase activity; GTP binding.